AGUAGAAGUGCCGCCAAAAUGGCGCCGCCCGCGCCGCUGCUGGCAGUGAGGGGCUCCGAAGGACUCUUCAUGGUGAAUGGGCCGCCCAGUUUCACAGAGAGCGCGGUGUUCCAAAGGGACUCUGGAAGAAAUUGCAAAGCUGUUGCUUUUAGCAAGGAUGGUUCCCUCUUUGCCUGGUGCAAUGGAGAAAAAGUAAAUAUUGUUAACGUCACCAGUGCAGGAUUACUGCGUUCCUUUGAUCUUCCGAAGGUAGUUUGUCUUGAAUUCUCACCAAAGAAUAACAUUCUGGCAACAUGGCAGGCCUAUUCAGCUGCCAAAGAUGGCACAGCAGGGGCACCCAACCUACAACUUUAUGAUGUGAAAACUGGAAAGUGUUUGAAGUCUUUCAUCCAGAAAAAGAUGCAGAACUGGUGUCCCUGCUGGGCAGAUGAUGAAAGUAUUUGUGCCCGGAAUGUGAACAAUGAAGUGCACUUCUUUGAAAACAACAACUUCAAUACUAUUGCAAAUAAACUUCAUUUGCAAAAGGUUAAUGAUUUUGUGUUAUCACCAGGAGCACAGCCAACCAAGGUUGCUGUGUAUGUUCCAGGCAGUAAAGGUGCACCAUCAUUUGUUAGGCUCUAUCAAUAUCCCAAUUUUGGUGGCCCUCAAUCUGCACUGGCCAAUAAGAGUUUCUUUAAAGCUGACAAGGUGACGAUGCUAUGGAACAAAAAAGCCACUGCUGUGCUGGUCAUAGCUAGCACCGACGUGGACAAAACAGGUGCUUCUUACUAUGGAGAGCAAACUCUGCACUACAUUGCAACAAAUGGUGAAAGUGCCAUCGUACAACUACCAAAAAAUGGUCCUAUUUAUGAUGUUGUUUGGAACCCCAAUUCUGUCGAGUUUUGUGCUGUGUAUGGUUUUAUGCCUGCCAAAGCAACAGUUUUUAAUCUGAAAUGUGACCCUGUGUUUGAUUUUGGAACUGGUCCUCGCAAUGCUGCCUACUACAGCCCCCACGGACACAUCCUGGUACUAGCAGGAUUUGGAAAUCUCAGGGGACAGAUGGAAGUAUGGGAUGUUAAAAACUACAAACUCAUUUCCAAACCAGUAGCCUCCGAUUCCACCUAUUUUGCCUGGUGCCCUGAUGGGGAGCAUAUUGUAACAGCUACAUGCGCUCCCCGGCUGCGAGUCAGUAAUGGGUAUAAGAUAUGGCACUACACUGGCUCUGUUUUACACAACUAUGAAGUUCCAUCAAAUGAGGAAAUGUGGCAAGUUUCCUGGCAGCCAUUUUUGGAUGGAGUGUUCCCAGUGAAAGCAGUGAAAUACCAGGCAGUCCCGAGUGAACUGCCGAGUGCUGAGCCCAAACCUGCGCAAGCGUAUAGACCUCCGGCCUUGAGAAACAAACCUGUAACAAGUUCCAAGCUUCAUGAGGACGAACCACCUCAGAAUAUGAAACCACAGUCAGGAAGCAGUGAAAAGCCACUGUCUAAAACAGCUCUGAAAAAUCAAAAGAAACAUGAAGCAAAGAAAGCUGCUAAACAGGAGGCCAAAGCUGAUUGUAGUCAGGAAUCCACACAGUCCUCAGCAUCACAGAAUACACCACGAAGUGCUGUUCCUGUCGUUACAUCAGGAGAUCCUGAAAUUGACAAGAAAAUAAAGAAUUUAAAAAAGAAACUAAAGGCAAUUGAGCAACUGAAAGAGCAGGCAGCUGCUGGCAAGCAGCUAGAGAAAAAUCAGCUGGAGAAGAUUCAGAAGGAAAGUGCUCUGCUCCAGGAACUGGAGGACUUGGAGCUGGGUCUGUGAAACUUCAUGGAAACCUGGCGUGCUGUUAACAUAAAUUCAUCCAAAAUGUAAUGCGUAUUAACUUGAAUACCGUGAAAAGUUUCAGCAGUGACUGAAGAUGCCGAAGCUGACAGAAUUGCUGCACAUUUGCCUUCUGAAGGCUUUCUUUAGGCGCUGUGCGAGGUGUGCUGUGACCGCCCGCACCCAGCAGUGCUGCUGCCCUGAGCUGUGUGGGGAGCGGAGCCCGCCUGGCCCAGAGCUGUAUUCUGCUUAAAGAGGUGUUCCUUGUCCUUGGAUGUAGAUAAAAAUAAAGAGCAUUUAAUAGAAAAA
Messenger RNA from Gallus gallus (chicken), 2088 nucleotides. RefSeq names its product eukaryotic translation initiation factor 2A (gene EIF2A). NCBI's taxonomy places the organism in Eukaryota, Metazoa, Chordata, Aves, Galliformes, Phasianidae. Gene Ontology annotation, cellular component: cytosolic small ribosomal subunit. Gene Ontology annotation, biological process: translational initiation. The record is from RefSeq and is marked provisional. Gene Ontology annotation, molecular function: ribosome binding; protein binding; mRNA binding.